Messenger RNA from Paramormyrops kingsleyae, 978 nucleotides. RefSeq names its product olfactory receptor 2AT4-like. Gene Ontology annotation, cellular component: membrane. Lineage: Eukaryota; Metazoa; Chordata; Actinopteri; Osteoglossiformes; Mormyridae. Gene Ontology annotation, molecular function: olfactory receptor activity; G protein-coupled receptor activity. The record is from RefSeq and is a predicted model, not a curated record. Gene Ontology annotation, biological process: G protein-coupled receptor signaling pathway.
AUGUUGGUUGGAAACCAAACCUCUAUAAAUUACUUUUUUUUAAUGGGAUUCCCUGGACUUGACCCCAGUUAUUAUGGCCUUGUCUCUGCAGUCUUAUUCUUGGUAUAUAUAUCUACCUUAUUUGGAAAUGCGAUAUUCCUUCUUCUGUUUAUAACAGACCAGAAUCUUCAAAAACCAAUGUACUUCAUCAUAUUGAACUUGGUUGUGUCUGAUGUGUUGUUCAGCACCACCACCUUACCGAAGAUCAUUGCCAGGUACUGGUUCCAGGCAGGGACCAUUUCAUUCACUGCUUGCUUUGUACAGAUGUAUUUUGUUCAUUAUUUUGGAGCCGUAAACACCUUUGUAUUACUAAUGAUGGCCAUCGACAGAUAUGUGGCAAUUUGUCACCCUCUUAGAUACUCUACGAUAAUUACAAACUCAACUAUUUUUACGCUCAGCAUCAUUUCUUGGGUGAUUGCCAUUGGCGGCCCACUGAUGAAUGCAAUUAGGGCAUUUCCUCUGCCUUACUGUGCAGAUAAUGUUAUUGUUCAGUGUUACUGUGAUUAUAUUUCAAUAAUUUCAUUGGCCUGUACUGACAGGACCCCUUACAUUUCCCCCUCAUUAUUUUUUUCAUUGGUUAUGUUACUCAUGCCUCUUACUUUUAUCAUGCUGUCUUACCUCUGUAUAGUUGUGGUGGUCCUUCAAAUCACCAGCACCCAAGGUCGCCUCAAAACCCUCUCCACCUGCAGCACUCAGCUCAUCAUAAUCACCCUCUACUACGUUCCACGGUGUUUUGUGUACCUGGCCAGCAAUGUGGGUUUGGUGUUCAGCACAGAUCUACGCAUCACCAUUAUCAUGUUCUACAGCCUCCUGCCUCCCAUGGUCAAUCCGCUCAUAUACAGCCUAAGGGCUAAAGAGGUGAAGGACAGUUUAAUCAAAUGGUUAAAGAAACAGCGUGUUGACAUACAGAAAGCCAACAUAUCUGUUAUUUCUAAAUAA